UCAAAAUAAACACUACCCAUAACCGCAUCAGCUACCGUCCAGUGCUCAAUCGAUCAUAUCUUAAAAUGGAUCUGUACUAUAUGCCAGUUUCUCCAUCCUGUUGGUCGGUCCUACUGCUGAACCGCCAAUUGGGCCUUAGCAUCAACUUGAAGCCUAUUGACUUCCAAGCCGGUGAUCAUAAGAAGGAGUCCUUCUUAAAGAUCAAUCCAGCGCACACAAUUCCCACUCUGACAGUUGGCGACGAGUAUGCUCUCGGUGAGUCCCGUUCGAUCAUGGUCUACCUGGUGGAGUCGCAAACAAACAAUGGCACGCACUCGCUGUACCCGUUGGAUGCCAAGCUGCGUGGUCUCAUCCAUAACCGGCUGGAUUUCGAUUUAGGCACCCUGUAUCAGCGGUUCGUUGCAUACUGCUCGCCCCUGUAUACGAGUGGCACCCAAGGAACAGAGGAAAAUCGCGCCAAAGCGCACGAAGCUCUCGAAACGUUGGACAUCUUCUUGGGUAAAUUCCGCUUCGCGGCAGCCGACCACCUCACCAUAGCGGACUUUUCGCUGAUGGCUACUGUGAGUGCAUUUGAUUUGUGCUACUUUGACCGGUCGAAGUACGAGAACGUGUCCAAAUGGUACAAGGCUUGCACGAAGGAGCUCGUUGGUUACGAAGAUGUGAUCUUGAAAGGGUUCCCCGAGUGGAGGAAAUUCAUCCCGAAUCCGGAAUUGAUAACGAAAUAAAUUACCAUAGCAUGUCCAUAUCCUACAAUUGGGGUUCUAUUUGGUAAACUUUUAUAUAAAAAUAAAUAAAAAAGAUUAAAUAAUUCACGUUUCCUACUGAGUGAAAGUGGGAAUCGUUUUCCAGUUGUUCAGUAUCCAAAUUUUGGUGAAUGAAAAAGUUGAAUAAAUCCUCUUUCAAUAA
Messenger RNA from Armigeres subalbatus, 906 nucleotides. RefSeq names its product glutathione S-transferase 1-1-like. The coding region runs from base 66 to 725 and encodes 219 amino acids. The transcript has 2 exons. Gene Ontology annotation, molecular function: glutathione transferase activity. Gene Ontology annotation, biological process: glutathione metabolic process. NCBI's taxonomy places the organism in Eukaryota, Metazoa, Arthropoda, Insecta, Diptera, Culicidae. The record is from RefSeq and is a predicted model, not a curated record.